CUUCUGCCUCGUCGCGCCCUCUCCACUCUGCUUGACUGCUCUUCUCCCCUCGCGCAGUGUCUCUAUCCCUCCCUGUUCUCCCUGCUCGUCUUCUUUUCGGUCUGCUCCGAUCACUCCACGCCAUGUCGUUCUGGAAGGAAGCCUGUCUGAACCUGCGUCAUGCCCUCCCCAAGACCGGGGAAAGCAUCGGUCGCUCCCAGUCCAAGCGAUUCCUCACUUCUUCUUCUUCUUCGGCCCAGUCGUCCCGCUUUCUCGGCUCCAGCAGACUUCCGAUCAAUGCGCGGAGAACCCUUCUGAGCCAAUGGUCCGGGGCCGCUGCCUCGGGUCGCCGCAGCUUCUCCGUUACGGCCGGUGCUCAGCACGGCCAUAUCACGCCGCCAAAGCCGGGAGAGGAGAUCAAUGUGACCUUCAUCGAUAAGGACGGCGUGAAGAUUGAUCUCCAAGUCUCCGAGGGCGACAAUUUGCUAGACAUCGCACAGGCCAACGACAUCGAAAUGGAGGGUGCCUGUGGCGGUUCAUGCGCCUGCUCGACGUGCCACGUGAUUGUCGAUGAGCCGGACAUGUUCGACAAGAUGGAAGAGCCGUCGGACGAUGAGAACGACAUGCUGGACCUUGCAUUCGGUUUGACGGAGACCUCCCGCCUGGGAUGCCAAGUCGUGAUGAGCAAGGACCUCGAUGGUCUCGUGGUCCGGCUGCCGUCCAUGACUCGGAACCUGCAGGCAAGCGAUUUCGAGCCGAAGAAAUAAGAUUAUUGUACUAUAUACGAGGGGCUUCUGUGAUGGACUGUAUGAUUAUCAAGCGUAUACACUGGGGAGGGUUCCAUGACUAUGAUUAUGCGGGCUCAACGGUUGCAAACGAACGUGUCUCUAUUGGGUAUUCCGAUCUCCAUUCACAUUUGGCAUGGUACCUGUAAAUAGCAUAUCACUUUUAAUCCAAACUCUUGAGAAAAAGA
Aspergillus sclerotioniger CBS 115572 is the source of this 952-nucleotide messenger RNA. RefSeq names its product ferredoxin family 2Fe-2S iron-sulfur cluster binding protein. Gene Ontology annotation, biological process: positive regulation of oxidoreductase activity; P450-containing electron transport chain. Gene Ontology annotation, molecular function: 2 iron, 2 sulfur cluster binding. The coding region runs from base 123 to 746 and encodes 207 amino acids. Gene Ontology annotation, cellular component: mitochondrion. The record is from RefSeq and is a predicted model, not a curated record. NCBI's taxonomy places the organism in Eukaryota, Fungi, Ascomycota, Eurotiomycetes, Eurotiales, Aspergillaceae. The transcript is spliced from 3 exons.